This is a messenger RNA of Erythranthe guttata (spotted monkey flower), 1540 nucleotides long. RefSeq lists its product as hypothetical. Gene Ontology annotation, biological process: phosphatidylcholine biosynthetic process. NCBI's taxonomy places the organism in Eukaryota, Viridiplantae, Streptophyta, Magnoliopsida, Lamiales, Phrymaceae. The record is from RefSeq and is a predicted model, not a curated record.
GAAGAACAGGUAGAUAGAGACAAAACGAAUUCAUAUAUAUAUAUAUAAUUUACACGCGAACAAGACAGCGAUACCCGCAUCACAAUUCUUCUUCUUCAUCAUAUCCCAAUCAUUUUGACGAGAGAAUUGAUACAGAAAAAAAAAAAAGGGAUUUAAGAUUGGGGAAUGGCGGGUAAUGAAGAAACAAUGGAGGUGGAGGAUUCGUAUGGGAAUAAGGUUAAACUAAGGCUCAGAGAUCCAUCCAAGAAAGUGGCACAAACGAAGGAAAUGCUUUCGAAACAAGCUGUUCAAACGAAAGAGCUCUUGUCGAAACAAGCCGUUAAGAUCGCUAAACAGGCUGAAGAGCACGAAAGAUUCAUCAAUAAGGUGACGCAUUUGCUUGGUGUUCUUGGCUUCGGUGGCUUCUGCUUUGUUUUGGGUGCAAGGCCGCAAGAUGUUCGAUAUCUGUAUUGUUUGUUCUAUGUUAUUUUUGUCCCACUUCGAUGGAUUUACUACCGAUACAAGAAAUGGCACUAUUAUCUUCUGGACUUUUGCUAUUAUGCCAAUACAAUAUUCUUGAUCAUGCUCUUGUGUUAUCCUAAAAACGAGAAACUCUUUAUGGUUUGCUUCUCGUUUGCAGAGGGACCUUUGGCAUGGGCACUGAUUGUUUGGCGAUGUAGCUUAGUUUUCAAUUCUAUGGACAAAAUCGUAAGCGUCUUUAUACAUCUCUUGCCUGGAUUGGUUUUCUUCACAAUACGAUGGUGGGACCCGGUAUUUUUCGAAGCAAUGCACCCCGAGGGAACUGCUCAUAGAGCAUCAUGGCCCUACGUAGAAAACAAAUCGUACCUUUGGACGUGGCUUUUCAUCGUUCCUUUAGUUGCUUACAUCGUUUGGCAGCUUCUUUACUUCCUCAUAGUCGAUGUGCUUCGUCGACAAAGACUGCUCCGAGAUCCAGAAGUUAUGACUUCUUACAGGGAACUUUCGAAGAAAGCACAGAAAGCGAACAACCUAUGGUGGCGGUUGAGUGGAUUGCUCGGAGAUCAGAAUCGGCUGUUUAUGUACAUUCUGCUUCAGGCUAUGUUCACUUUGGCAACGACUGCGCUCACAGUGCCGAUUUUCUUGUCGUAUGAGUUGCAUGUGACUUUUCAAGUACUGAAGGUAUCUGCAACUGUAUGGAAUGGCGGGAACUUUCUACUGGAGGUGAUGCCGAGGCAGGUUUUCCUCAAGGAGGAGAAGAAGAAAACCGGGGGGAUGCAGCCUGCUGAGUCGACUCAGCAGCUCGGUGCUGUAUCGGUGAUGGAGAAUUUGAUGAAAUCGGAUAAUUCGUCCGAGGUGGUUGUGGAAUCGGAAUAAAGGAUUUGUAAGAUUUGGUGUUGUGUGUGUGGUGAGAAAAAUUUGGUUUAGAUGAUUUACUUAAUAUGUUGCUUUGUUGUUGUUUAGUUGAUGGUAAUUGUAUUUUUAUGCUGAAAAUCAGAUUUGUUUGUAGAUUAGUGGGAAAGGAUAUGUGAAUAUGCUUUCGUUUUUUUUUAAUGUGUUGCAGGGGAAAAACUACAGUUUUUAC